GAAAGACAUUUUAAUGUGAGGUUAUACUUCACGAACAAAUUUUGGUGUAUUUACUUUUGGUAUAGUUUUUGAAUAUUUUUUCGUUCAAUGUCGGAAGAAGAAGUAAUCAAAAGAAGGCUUAUUUUCGAUGGUGACGGUACAGGAGACGAUAGACGUUUUAAUUUGAUGCUUAAAAUGAUAACGAAAUUGAUAAAUACGGUGGACGAUUCGCCGGAAGAUUGUAAACAACGAUACGAUAAAAUUUUAGCCCAAUUAUGUAUGAUCGAACAUUCCCGCAGUCGAUCAGAAUUAAUAACGAAAUCUAAUGAUGACCAAUUACUGAAAUAUCAACAAUUACAUGGCGAUUAUGAAGAUAAAAUUAAAAAUAUUAAAGAGGAAAUAAUUAAACAAAGAGUCGAAUUGGAAAAAGCGAAAACUAUAAAACAAAAUAGAAUAGAAUAUGAUUUAUUGGCUAAACAAAUAGCAGCGGAGCCUCCGAGGACUGAAAUGAAUAAACAACUGAUCGCUCUUCAGAAACAACUUAAAGAUUUGGGCGAGGAAAAACGGCGUUUGGUGCAUAAAUUGGACAAAAGGAAAAAACAAUUCAACGUUUUGUCGACAUCGGCGAAUCAAUUGAAAAUUUAUUUGAAUGAAGAUACAGAAACUGUGGAAAUAAACAGUUCAUUGGAUGACGUCAAUACAAACAGUCCUGAACCAAUGUCAGAGUGAAAGGAAUAGUUUACCAAAUAUUGUAAUUAUAAAUAUAUAUUUAAGUGCAAAAAUGUGAAUGUUUUAAUUACACAUUAUUAUUUAUAAUAAAGAUAUUUGCGAAUUUUUCGCUCAAUAAAUAAAUGCUUAUAAUGAA
Molecule: messenger RNA, 844 nt
Organism: Diorhabda sublineata
Lineage: Eukaryota; Metazoa; Arthropoda; Insecta; Coleoptera; Chrysomelidae
Gene: thoc7
Product: THO complex subunit 7 homolog
Exons: 2
Coding region: 88-708 (206 amino acids)
Biological process (GO): mRNA processing
Cellular component (GO): THO complex part of transcription export complex
Source: RefSeq, a predicted model, not a curated record